AUGGCUGCCCCCGGUAUGAUGCAGGCUGUGGUUUUCCACGAGCCGUACAAGGUUGCCGUUGAGCAGAGACCUAUUCCUACUGUGCAGGAUCCAGAGGAUGUUGUGAUUAAGGUUGUGUACACCGCGCUUUGUGGAAGUGACUUACACACAUACCGUGGUACUGAGCCUGCUGCCCCUGGCUUCAUUAUGGGCCACGAGUUCGUGGGAGAGAUUGUGGAGCUGGGUAGUGCUGUUAAGAGCUUCCAGAAGGGUGACCGUAUCGUCAGUGCCUUUACUACAUCCUGUGGCCAUUGCUUUUACUGCAAGCAAGGAUUCUCUUCACGCUGUGAAAAGAGCACCCUCUUCGGAUGCGAAGCUCUGAACGGUGGUCAAGCCCAAUACAUCCGUGUCCCCAAUGCUGAGGGCUCCGCCAUGAAGGCCCCCGAGGGAGUUGACGACAAGUACCUGGUGCUGAUGGGUGAUAUCUUCCCAACUGGUUACUUCGCCUCGUACAACGCAUUCAAGAGCUCUACUCCCGAGCAGAUCGCUGAACAGACAGUUGUUGUGAUCGGCUGUGGACCCGUUGGUCUUUGUGCGCUGAUCAACGCAUUAGAGUUCAAGCCUAAGCAUGUUUUGGCUGUCGACUCCGUGCCCUCGAGAUUGGAGCUUGCCAAGUCCCUUGGUGCUGAGCCUUGGAACUUCAUGACUGAUCGUGAGGGUCUGGAUAAGCGUGUUCUGGAAUUGACUGAUGGUCGUGGAGCGGAUGCUGUUAUUGAGGUUGUUGGAUUGAGUCCUGCGCUUCGAACUGCGUAUGAUUUGUUGAGACCUUGGGGUACUAUCAGCAGUGUUGGAGUUCACAAUGCUGAGAUUCCUUGGGAUGGAUGCGAUGCCUACAACAAGAACUUGACUGUGCAGAUGGGCCGAUGCCCCGUUCGUUCGGUUGCUCCUCAGGCAUUGGAGGUUCUGAAGAAGAACCAGCACAAGCUUGGGUUCAUGACCGAGAAGAUGAUGCCGCUGUCGCAAGCUGUAGAGGCGUACGAGCUGUUCAACGCCAUGAAGGUGCAGAAGGUCAUCUUCUUGCCUGAUCAGUGA
Messenger RNA from Penicillium malachiteum, 1071 nucleotides. Its product is annotated as alcohol dehydrogenase family protein. The coding region runs from base 1 to 1071 and encodes 356 amino acids. The record is from RefSeq and is a predicted model, not a curated record. NCBI's taxonomy places the organism in Eukaryota, Fungi, Ascomycota, Eurotiomycetes, Eurotiales, Aspergillaceae. The transcript has 6 exons. Gene Ontology annotation, molecular function: zinc ion binding; oxidoreductase activity.